AUGCGGGCGGUCGGAGUCGCGGGUGUCGCUGAGCUGUGGGCCGUGCUGGCCGCCCUGAUGGCCGGCGCCGCGUCCGAAAUGGUGACGCUGGUGCAGGAGCAGGUGAAGCCCGAGUCGCCGGUGCUGCCGCCGAAGGUUAUGAUCGCGAUCCUGGCUCGGAACGCGGCGCACAGCCUGCCGCACUACCUGGGCUGCGUCGAGCGGCUGGAGUACCCGAAGGAGCGCAUAGCGAUCUGGGCAGCGACGGACCAUAACGUAGACAAUACCACUGCCAUGUUGAGAGAAUGGCUGAAGAGAGCGCAGCGCAUUUAUCACUAUGUGGAGUGGAGACCGAUGGAGGAGCCCAGCUCCUACACAGAUGAGUGGGGUCCGAAGCACUGGCCCCCUUCCAGAUUCAACCAUCUGAUGAAGCUGAGGCAGGCGGCCCUGAAGGCUGCGCGGGAGCGAUGGGCCGACUACAUACUGUUUGCUGACAGCGACAACCUGUUGACCAACCCUCGAGUGCUGAGCCUGCUGAUGGCCGAGAACAUGACGCUGGUCGCUCCCAUGAUGGAGUCUCGCUCUCUCUACUCCAACUUCUGGUGCGGCGUCACCCCGCAGGGUUACUACAAGCGAACCCCGGACUACCAGCCAAUCAGGGAGUGGAAGAGGCUCGGCUGUUUCCCUGUUCCCAUGGUGCACAGCACCUUCCUUUUGGACCUGCGGCGCGAAGCCAGCCGAGACCUAGCGUUCUACCCGCCUCAUCCGGACUACAGCUGGGCCUUUGAUGAUAUCAUGGUGUUUGCCUUCUCGGCACGUCAAGCAGGCGUGCAGAUGUACGUGUGCAACAGGGAACACUACGGCUUCCUGCCCGUCCCGCUCAAAGCUCAGCAAAAUGUGCAGGACGAAACUGAGAGCUUCAUACACACCAUCUCAGAAGCUCUGAUUGAACACGACAUGGAGCCGUCUCAGUACAUCUACGCUCCGCCGUUACCGCCAGACCCCGUGGGCUUCGAUGAUAUUUUCCUGAUUAACUUGAAACGCCGUCUGGACAGAAGAAGCAGGAUGUUGAAAACAAUGGGCGCCAUGGGCCUUCGUCCCACUCUGAUUGAUGCGGUGGACGGGAAAGCUCUAAAUACAUCCCAGCUGCAGGCUCUGGGAAUUGAGAUGUUGCCAGGCUACAAGGAUCCAUAUUCUGGUCGCGUCCUCACCAGAGGGGAGAUUGGCUGCUUCCUGAGUCACCACUCUAUAUGGAAACAGGUGGUUGAUCGUGGCCUGCAGAAGGUUCUGGUUCUGGAGGACGACGUGAGGUUUGAACCCAGGUUCAAACGAAGGCUUCAGGCCAUCAUGGAGGAUGUAGACAGAGCCCAGCUGGACUGGGACCUCAUCUACGUGGGAAGGAAGCGAAUGCAGGUGCAGCAGCCGGAGCAUUCAGUGGAGGGUGUGAACAACCUGGUGGAAGCCGACUAUUCCUACUGGACCCUGGCCUACGCUCUCUCACAGCAGGGGGCCCGAAAGCUGUUGGCGGUGCAGCCUUUCACCAAGAUGCUCCCUGUCGACGAAUUUCUUCCCAUCAUGUUCAACAAACACCCCAACGUUCAGUACAUGUCCCAUUUCGAGCCACGGGACCUGAAGGCCUUCUCCGUGGAGCCGCUGCUGCUCUAUCCCACCCACUACACCGGCGAGCCGGGCUACAUCAGCGACACCGAGACCUCCACAAUCUGGGACGACGAGGCCGUCGCCACAGACUGGGACCGGCAACACGCCCGCAAGACGGCCCAGCAGGGCCGCAUCCGGCCCGUGGCGCAGAACAGCGUCACCGGCGACUCGCCGCCUCCCGCUGCCCGAGCCUCACGCGACGAGCUCUGAUGGAUUCGGACGAGAGACUCGGUGAACGUCCCACGUGCGCGCGCUCCAAGAGGAAACCGGUGCUGGGAUACUGUACCAGGCGUUCACGCCAAUGGACAACAGGUGGAUUGCGGCAGAAAUCAGACGAGCCUCGUAUCUGCCGCUCUGGGGGGAAGGGACAAGGCUCGCAGAUUCUGGGACGAAGGCCAGCACGACUUUCACAAAGAGCUUUAUUUAUUCUCCAUGUGCGUGUGGAUCCAGUCCUGGCCUGAAAGACUUUACACAUGGAAGUCGGCUGACAGCAUUUACAUGAUGUGAAAAGAAAGGAAAGAAAUCUUUUGUGAAUUAAUUUCAUGUGUCAAAAGGAUUAUUAUUUUUAUUUAAGCGGAACAGAUGUGCGUCUAAGAGACUGCUGCGGAAUAAAAGAAACCUAAAGCUGACUGAAAACUUUUUUUUUUUUUUCACAAAGCUGUGCAUCAACAUCUCUAGGUUUUGCUCGCUGGUUUGUAUUUGUAAUUCUUACAGAACUGAGUGUGAAUGGGAGGACGGAGGCUGACGUUUUGUACCCCAGAGUCAUUUUUCAGAUGAUGUCAUGCAAACAGAAAAAAUAAUAAUAAUAAAAAUAUGCAGCGGUUUCUUCUUCCAAGCAGCAGGGCAGCAACAGAUGCUUUUCAUGGUCUAAAGUUUUUUUUGUUGCAGGAGGAAGAGGAUCUUUCAGAGCAGGCUGGACCUGCUUGUUUAAUAUUUCAGGGCAUCGUUUUGCUGCCAUGGAAGCAAACAAAGUUUUAAUCAGUUCUGUUAAUCUUAAAAAAAAACAUGCGAGUUUGUUUUUGUCUCUAAAAAAAGACUGGAUUCUUCUCUUGAACACGGGCUCUUCUUUGUUGAGUUGCGCUGCAGAGUUGGAGCAAUAAAAACGGCUUCUUCACUUCUCCUUCAUCUGCCUCCGCAGACUAAACGGGCAGAUGUUAUCUGUCUUUUUACACUCUUUCGGGUUGUUGUUGUACAGACAUGGCGGUAGUGUUUGGAGACAGUAAAAGAAAGAAAAAAACCUCCCUCGGCCUGAUUAAAACUCUUGAGACAAAUCACUUUUUCUUCUCUGCUGGGCUAAAAUAGUCAUUAACUGUGUGUAUGUUAUUGUUUAAAGGGUUUAGAACAAGCAUAACUUUCCUCUGAAUGUUCCCAUGACCUCCUGGGAAUCUCCUAUAAUGAAGAUAAUGGGAUUACACAGAUGGUGGUGAAACACAAUAAAAGCUUAGGCCUCCCUGUUAAUUUAAGGUUUUGAGCGUGGAUCGUGUAGGGAACAAUCCGUCUUUGUGGCGUGCUGCCUCCUGGUGUUCGACCAGUUCUGUGAAAUAUGUCUCACAGUUUUAUGCUUCCUGUUCGCUGUGGGAUCCGACUGUAGAUGGUGCAAGUUGGAAGGAGAGCGCAGACCCACAACUGAGGGGGAUCAUGAGCGACAUUUGCAGUUUCCUGCAGAGGUUCUCGCACACGUUCUGCGUUUUUGCUGGGAUUUUAUGUCUUAAACAAGAUUCACGACUUUCAUUUUUAACUGUUCACAAAUAAAAAUCUGAAAAGCAUCCGCGUCACUCCGACACCCAAAAAUGGAUACCGGUUAAACCGGUUGCUUUCAGAAGUCACAUAAUUUAGUAAAUGUGCAGAAUUGGAAACAUCUCAAUGUGAAUACAGCUGUUCUGCAGAAGCGUUUAAGGUUUUAUAGAGAACAUUGUUGAACACACAGCUUCAUAAAGAUCAAGGAACACAUCAGAGAGUUUAGGAAAAAUGUUCUGCAGAAGUUUCAGUGAGCCAAAGCUAACACCGCUCACCACCCUGAACAUAUUGGCCCCGCUGUGGAGCAUAGUUGUGGCAGCGUCAUGCUGUGGGGAUGUCUUUCUUCUGAAAGUCCAGAAAGAAAUUCAGAAUUUGACAAAAGUUCACCUUCCAGCCGGAUAGUGAACCUAUUUACAUAAUAAACAUGUUCAAAUUGUUUUUAUCAAAGUGAUUCAGGGAGGCUGAAGUUAAAGUUUUCUGAUUAAUAUUUAGGUUAAGAUGUAAAUUUUAAGUUUCUUUCUGUUUGUAAGCUUUGAAAACAAAAACACUUUGACGUUUGCAGCUGAAUUAUUUUAAAAUGCAAAAAAAGAAGGUUCAGGGGUGUGAAUACUUUUGUAUACUUGGUUCAGAAUAAGGGUGAAAAGUGAAUGCCUAAUUUGAUUUAUUGUUUGUUUUCAGCUGGGUUGGAAUACGAAGUAAAAAAAAAAAAACGAACAAACAAAAAACAUCUGGUUAUGUUUAGACAAAUAAUCUGUGUUGAAAAUACUGAGUCAAAAUAUAUUAACUAUCCUUCUAUUUGUGCGGCUGUGUUGUCAUAAAGUACAUUUUUGUUGCUGUUAAGAACUAUUUGUAGGUUUCUUCCUUACAGCGCUGGAUUUAAAUAAACCUUUUUGUCCUAUGCUGCCAUC
Poecilia reticulata (guppy) is the source of this 4283-nucleotide messenger RNA. It is a transcript of the gene colgalt2b, whose product is annotated as collagen beta(1-O)galactosyltransferase 2b. Gene Ontology annotation, molecular function: procollagen galactosyltransferase activity. The record is from RefSeq and is a predicted model, not a curated record. NCBI's taxonomy places the organism in Eukaryota, Metazoa, Chordata, Actinopteri, Cyprinodontiformes, Poeciliidae.